Molecule: messenger RNA, 5035 nt
Organism: Rosa rugosa (rugosa rose)
Lineage: Eukaryota; Viridiplantae; Streptophyta; Magnoliopsida; Rosales; Rosaceae
Exons: 5
Coding region: 330-4673 (1447 amino acids)
Molecular function (GO): metal ion binding
Source: RefSeq, a predicted model, not a curated record
AAGUACUCAACUUUUUCUUCAUUCUCACGCAGCUAAACGCAGAGUUAGAACAUCCGAUUAGUACCAGAAAGAGAAGACAAGAUAUGAACAAUAAGGGUUUAGAAUUCUCACACUUUUACUCAAAACUUGCCGCAGUCCCAAAACCCUCGUAAUAACAAAACCUUCAAGUCCCAAAUCACUUUAGGGUUUAUCUUCCGAAGCCUCCAAAUCCCUCUGAACCCCAAAACGACUUCCAACGGGGAAGCUUUUGAAACCUGUGCAAACUGGGUUUUGAUGCAGGACACCUAGAGUAUUGGAGGAGGACUUCAUUAAGUUGAGCCUCAUCUGCAAUGUAUGGCCAAGCUAAUUAUGGUGCGCCGUUUGGCCAGGGUCAGCCACCUGCAAACCAACAGGGUCCGCCUCCACCUUCCCUUCAGUUCCAACAAGGCUCUCCAGCAGCACCACCGAAUGUAGUUCAGAUAGGUCAGCCGGGUCCUUAUUUAUAUCAGCACGGUUCUGUUGCCCCACCUCCCGCUGCUCCGUUCAGUGGGAUGCCAAAUACAGGUCAAUCUUACGGACACGCCAAUCCAACAGUCCAUGGAAGCACAUGGCAUAACGUGCAACAUGCUUCAGCAACAGGAAACCAGAAUUUCCAACCGAUUUAUCCACCAGCACUUGUGACUCCUCCUUACCCAAACAUGUCACAGGCUGCAAUACCACAUGGAGCAUUACCUCCUCCUCUCCCUUCGACUAAUGCUACUUCUGGUUGUGCUGCACAAGGACCAGCAUCGUAUAAAGCUUUGUCUCCAGCACAACCACAGGCCGGUCUUCAGCAUGAGGGCUCCCAUAAUUUUGAAGGUGGAAGUGAGUGUGAAGCAGGUUCUCUAGCUAGAGAUGGAGUAUCAUCAAAUGGAAGUGUGAUGUUGGAUUUUUCUUCACCUCCACCUAAGCCAUCAGAUGACAAAGUUGAUCAUAAGAUUGAUUCUUUCUGCCAGCUUACUGCUAUGAGUGAAGGGAAAAUUGAAUCACCAUUGAAGUCUUCGUGGAUUGACUCUUCAUCUCAACCUGACCAUUUUAUCGUCUCUUCAGGUUGUAGCUUGCCUGCUGAUUCUGACAUGGAGAUGGAAGAUGAUAUCACCUUGUCUGACGGAGAUCAGGAAGUUCAUGAUUCAUCUAACGCUCUAAACCACAAGUCUGAUGUCAGUCAUGGGGAGCUUGAUGUCAAAAAGCACCUACAUGGAGCACAGAGUUCACUAGGAUGGACUGCAGCCCAGGGUGUCUCAUGUGAAAAUGUGUCGUCCUCUUUGUCCCAAUGCCAAUUGAUGAUUGAAAAGGCGCCAUCUAGAGUUGAUAUUUAUUCAACUGAAGCUUUUGAAUCCCUUUUGGCAAGUGAGCGAGAUAAAACUUCUAUUCCCAUAGCUGAUGAUCAGAACACACUCGAUGCUUCUGCAGCGGCUGAGGCAAUAAAUUCAGACGGGUUUUCUAACCAGAUCACUGCAGUUAACAGUCCAUUUGGACUUCUACAAGACUAUACUUCUGAAAACAGCUCAGAAAAUGAUCCUCAUGCUUUCUUUGAAGAUGCUAAUGUUGUUAUAGCUUCAUCAUCAGUUACAGCUAGUGUUAAAAGUAGCCAUAAAGAUGCUGGGUCUCAAUUUGAGACAGGAUCUAAGAGCCCGUGCAUGACUGAUAAAAUGUCUAGUCUGCAAUAUGAAUCCAGGAGGUCCAAAUUUUCCUUGGAUACAAAAAAAGAGGUUAAGGGUACUGGUACAACAUUAAUCAUUGAGAGUCAUGAGGCCUUCCAGGGAAAAGAGGCGUUGAGUGGUGCUCCUGUUGAUAUAGUUUCCAAAAGGGAUGAGUCUCAGGAGGGGAAAAAGACCAAGUCUGAAUCUGUUCUGCCGAAGGUGGAUGAGUAUGGGAGAUUGGUCAGAGAAGGUUCCACUGACAGUAACUCUGAUGGUUCACGUUAUAAUAAGAGGCGUAAAAGAGGCAGAAGCAGAAGCCGCAGCCGCAGUCGCAGCCGUAUCCGGAGCCGCAGCCGCAGCCGCAGCCGCAGUUGUAGCCGGUCUCCUCUUGACAGCAGGAGGAGGAGGAGGAGUCCUCGGAGGAGAAGAGAGAAGCGAAACCGUUCUCCCAGUUGGUCUUCUAGGAAUCAUAGAAGCAGGAGCAGGUCUCCCACUUUUAGGCGUGCAGGUGAUUUCAGAGAUGAAAAUAAGAGACAGGACAGGCGCCACAUUCCAGAAUGCUUUGACUUCCAUAGAGGCAGAUGCUUCCGUGGAGCAUCCUGUCGGUAUAUGCACCGUGCACAUGACCAAAGUGAUGGUUCAUGGCGCCAUAGGAGCAACCAAAAGCAUCUAGAAGUUCAGCCUAGUGUGAAGAACUCUAGGAUUAAGGAAGAGAUUGAAGAUAGCUCUGACAUGAAUCCGCAUGGUGAAAUCAAAGGUCAAGAGAUGCAACAAUGUCAAGAUGUGGCCACAAAAGAUGGUCAAUUUAUUGAUCCUGAUAAAAAUGAUUGUGAGAGCUCUAGAGUGACAGCUGCUACAAUGCAACUGAAACAAAAUUUUCAAGUAAAGUCGGAAGGAACCAUCGGUCACAAUCCUGAAUCUCACCAGCCAUCCCCUCAGAUGUUGAGCUGUGCUGAUAAUAUGAAGUCGUGGGGUGAUACUUCUCAGGCUAUUGAACAAUCUCGAAGCAAUAAUUCUGCAGGACAGCUUCAGAAGGCUCAUUUUUCGUCUCAGCAGAUGGAAGCCUCUCUCAUAUCUGAUUCACCACCAGAUCGAGCAUCCAAGAUUUCUCCAAAUAAGGUUUCUAGUAUUGAACAUGCAACAGAUGCACUCUUAUCAACUCAUUCACGUCCCACUGAAUGUUCUAAUGCUCAACCACUUUCAUCAGGACAGUUUUUAUCACAGUAUAUGGCUCCUAAAGAGUCACCUCUUCCCAGUUUUUCUGCUGCAAAUAGUCCAUAUCCGUCACAGCUGCCUCCUCCUCCUCCUCCUCCUUCACUAUCACAAGGUACCAGUGUUGCUCAUGUGCCACAGGUGCAUAGGGACUACAACCAGAGGCCACCCUAUCCAGUUCAGUCCAUUCCUACAGGAAUGAUUCAUUCUUAUCAAGGUCCCUUACCCAACCAACCUGCCCAAUUCUCGGUGUCACAAGAUUCACCUUGGACAUCCUUGCCGCCGCCACCUCCACGACCACCGUAUGAUUCAUCUUUAAAUGCAGGAACUGCUGCACGAGGUGCUUCUUCACAAUUUCAGCAGAAUAACUUGGCUCCAAGGAGUGACUUCAGUUCUCAGAGUUCUAUGAGGCCUUACGGCUCUUACCCAACUGAAUCCCCUCAUUCUAAGGGUGACUUUCUGCAUCAGAUGUACCCUACAUUGUCAGAGCUUCCUCAUCCUCUACCGAACAGGGAAGAUUUCGGAUCAGGCAAUCCAUCAAAUCAACCUUUUGGGGGCCCUGGUCAUAUGAGAGAAGAUCGCUUUACACACGCUCCUGUGCAGGAUGUAAAUCCUUCACAUUCUUUUGCUCAGGGACACCUACACCCUCAACCUGCACCUUCUUCACAGGAGUUAACAAGGAUCAAAAUGCAAAAUUUCUCUGGUGACAAUUUUCCAUCUGGAGAACUUUUAAAUUCAUCAUCACAAAUUCAUCCUCAUUCACAUAACCAACAGCCAAGCUAUGGUGUGCAAUACUCUGUUGGUGAUAGUAUUUUGGGUGUGCCUGGGAAGACUGGUGUACAACACCCUGUAGGUGGAAGCAUUUUGGGUUUGCCUGGGAAAGAUGGCCCCAUGUCACGAUACCCUCCAGAUAUGCUGGACAGGAGUCAGUUUUCUCAAGUUCCUGAUUUUGGGGCAUCUAGAAUUCAAACACAUCAUAAUCCUUACGCAGCUACUUUUGAGCAGCCUCUAAGCUCCAAAUUCAGUUCUAACAUUCUCAUUCAAGAAAAGAAUGCACCCGGUGGUAACAUGUUUGAUACACCGGUCCAAGUCCCAGUUGAUGGGCAAGGUGUUGGCAGUGCUGGGUCAAGACAGACAACUUCCUCGCCGAGUUCUGCUAGAGCUGGUGGUCAGCUGUUGCCCAAGUCAGAUUGUGAGCAGUAUGAUCCACUUUUUGACAGCAUUGAGCCAUCAGGAAAUCCACUCAAUAAACAUGAUCACAGCCAAAAGCAUAUACCCACCAGUGAUUCGAAUAUGAUGGUGAGGCUCAGUGGUUCUUGUGAGCCAUUAGAUGUAGAAGAGAACAACAAACAUACAGAGGUUCGCCCUGUUUCUUCGGCUACAUCUCUGGAUAAUGACGGCUAUGGUGAGACAGCAGAUGCAGAAGUGGGUGUUGUUGAGGAUGAGAGUCUUAGUAAUGAUGAUGGUGCAGCAAACAUGGCUGUAGGAGAGAUGGAGAUUGAUCAGGUGAAAUCUGGAGGGAAGAGCAAGAAGAAAAAGGAUUCCAGAUCAACGAGACUUUUCAAGAGUGCUAUUGCAGAUUUUGUAAAGGAUCUUCUGAAGCCGUCAUGGCGGCAGGGUAAUAUGAGCAAAGAAGCUUUCAAGACCAUUGUCAAAAAGACUGUUGAUAAGGUUUCUGGAGCCAUGAAAAGCCACCAGAUACCCAAGUCCGAAGCAAAGAUAAAUCACUACAUUGACUCGUCUCAGCGGAAACUGACAAAGCUUGUGAUGGGUUAUGUUGAUAAGUAUGUCAAGGUGUAGACCUCUAUGAUUCGAUCAACCAGCAUGCAAUGGCAGAAAUUUUGAUGAGGCGUUACGUAGUUCCAGUUGGAACUCCUCCAUAUGCAUCCUGAGCUCGCGGAUUGAUUUGAUUUGUCUAAAAAGCUCUGCGGAUAAAUAGGGAAUUUGAACUCUUGUUGUUCAGAGAUGUCGGGUUUCUUGUAUAGUUGAUGAGUAAAAUGACUUCCUACAAUCCUACCUUGCUUUAAGGUACUGUGGCAGCUGCAGAAGAUGUAUGUUAAUGUCUCUCUGAAUCAUUAUUGUACAUUUCCGAUUUUGUAAAACGUAGACGUUCAUAAAAUGGACACAGUUUAUUAAUAUUACAGAUCAAUUUCAAAUUGAAA